Molecule: messenger RNA, 515 nt
Organism: Ectocarpus sp. CCAP 1310/34
Lineage: Eukaryota; Phaeophyceae; Ectocarpales; Ectocarpaceae
Source: the annotation of a GenBank genome assembly
GUGCCUGAGUCGACUUCAAGGCCCGUAUGGUUGCGCAGGGUUUCUCUCAAAUCCCCGGCAUCGACUUCCACCACUCAUCCUCAGCGUGCCCGUCUGCAGUGUUUAUCAAGACGGUGAUUGCCGUAGCCACUGAAAAGGGCAAGAAACUCGCUCACUGGGAUGUGAAGCAAGCGUACAUCCACGCGAAGCUAAAAGAAGAAAUAUACCUCAGGUUCCCGGAAGGCUGUGGUAGCAUGUCCGGCAAGGUGGUCAAGGUUGAGCGUGCCCUGUAUGGCCUAAAGCAGAGUGGCCGUGAGUGGGGGUUUGAAGCUGCCGAUGCCCUCAUCGAGAAUGGAUACGAGCAGUGCAGGGUUGACCCGUGUGUCUUCCGGAAGGUGGUGGAUGGAGAGGUCGUAGGUCUCAUCGUGAUCUACGUUGAUGACAUCUUAGUGGCGGCAGACGAGGGAGAGCGAGAGGAGUAGUUCGCUUCCCUCAACAAGAAGUUUCCGGUGAAAGAUCUGGGGGAGUGUACCUGG